AUGUUCUCCGCCCUGGGUCUUUUCAAGAACAUCCCUUGCCCUCGGCAAUAUGAUUGUGGCCUCCCAAGCUGCAUAUUCUCACAUAGCCCACCAGCAAUUUCCCCGGAGGCGCAUGAUUCUCUCGAGUCGGCUCAGGAAUAUGACCCCUUCAGUGCAGGGGAAAUCUCACCUCCAAUACCGAAGAGAAGGCGGCUGGGAUCGGCCCAACAAUAUUGUGAGAGUGAAGAUGUCGCGCCUUUAAUUUCGUCCCCCCCAAAUUGUCGAGAUCCAAGGCCGUCAGCCCAGCGAGGAGCUCCGGAGUCAAAGACCGCGGGCUCCCCCCUGAAAGGUGGAAAGACUUCAACGCAGCCCCCUCGGUCUUCAGGACACAUGCAGAAGAAGGAAAUGCCGACUUCGAUUACAAGGGCGGUGUCACCCCCACCAACCCAAGAAAGCAACCUUACCGUGCUGCACAGUACGAGAAAACCUGUAAAAGUUGAAUCGCUAAUCCCGCGCAAUGUGGCAAAGGCUCCAGCUGUGCUAAAGAUGAGAUUGGCGGUGCUCCAGAAACUGCAUGAUCAGAUGCAGGUUCAAAAUCGAAAGCUCGCUGAGGGGGACGAGAAGUGGAGGUCCAUGGUAUUGAACGAUCAGGAGCUAAUAACCUUCGCCCUCGACGAAGAGGAGGCCGCCACGAAGCUCGGAGAGAACAUCUACAAGAAUAGUAUGACACAGAAAGUACUACGGAUCAAAAAAAUAACAACAGAAGAGUGGAUCAAGACGGUGACAGAAUGGACAGGAACAGCAAGUCGAGUUCAGGCUGAGGAGAAAUCUACUGCCAAGCCUCCCGAUGCCAUUGCGGCAGGCUUUUCUUCUGUGAGUGAACAAAUCGCUGUCUUGAAGCACCUCCGCACCCCACUGGAAGGCAUGGAGCGAUUUGGAUAUGUUACGAGCAAGCCCACGGCCAGUGAGGUCGCAUCCGCACGGGCCGCAGUGGCCGCAGCGGCAGGAUAUGAAAACUGUGAUCGAUGCGGCACGCGAUUCCAAGUAUUCCCUGGGAGGGACGAGAAUGGCCGUCUCGCUUCCCACGGAAAGUGUCGAUACCAUUGGGCAAGACCCAACCGAACAGCUCGCCUGAGGACUGACAGGAUUCUGGGCCAGUCCGCAGCAAUGUUUCCCUGUUGUAACCAGUUGGAGGGCAGUGAAGGCUGCGUCGAGGCAGAUACACACGUUUUCUGUGUCAAAGAUCCUAAGCGGUUAGCGGAUGUGCUGCAAUUCGAGCAUACGCCGGCCAAAUCUGACGUUCGCGGAAGACCACCGGUCUCUUUCGAUUGUGAAAUGGCAUACACCACUCUGGGCAUGGAAGUCAUUCGAGUGACGGCAGUCUCUUGGCCUCAAGGAAGACUUCUCUUUGACGUUCUUGUUCGGCCCUACGGGGAAAUCCUCGAUUUGAACACUAGGUUUUCGGGUGUGACGGUGGAAUCUUACGCCAAUGCGCUCCCUUAUAGUCCUCCAAGCACUGAAGCAGGUCACGUUUCUACGACGGGAAGCCGUUUAGAUAUAGGUCAACAACCCAGGGUAGGAUCACCUGCUAUGGCCAGACAACUUCUCUUCGAUCACCUCAGCCCGGAUACACCACUCAUCGGCCACGCUAUAGAGAAUGAUCUGAACGUGUGCCGUGUCAUACACCCCUUCGUUAUCGACACGGUUCUGCUAUAUCCCCAUCCGCGAGGCUUGCCCAUCAGGUACGGGCUGAAAGCUCUCAGUCAACAGUACCUCUCCAGAGGAAUUCAGACAGGAGGCGAAGCUGGUCAUGACUCCAAGGAAGACGCCGUGGCAACGGCUGAUUUAGUCAGCGUGAAGGUGGCCCAGAAAUGGAGGAUGAUGCAGCAUGAAGGGUGGAAGUUUGUAGAGGGGAUGUUGAUGUCACCAGAAGAGACGGAGGGGGAGGAAGGCGGAGGGCACUCGAUGUUAUGA
Messenger RNA from Rhinocladiella mackenziei CBS 650.93, 1953 nucleotides. RefSeq lists its product as uncharacterized. The transcript has a single exon. Gene Ontology annotation, molecular function: nucleic acid binding; exonuclease activity. Gene Ontology annotation, cellular component: nucleus. Lineage: Eukaryota; Fungi; Ascomycota; Eurotiomycetes; Chaetothyriales; Herpotrichiellaceae. The record is from RefSeq and is a predicted model, not a curated record. The coding region runs from base 1 to 1953 and encodes 650 amino acids.